AUGGGGAUCAAGCUCGCGCUCAUAACAAUCAGUCUCAUGUUGGCCGUUCUUUGUGUUGCUUUGGAUAACACUAUCAUUGCUGUGGCAAUUCCGCACAUCACAGACCAGUUCCACAACCUCAACGAUGUAGGGUGGUAUGCUUCAGCCUAUCUACUCACGACGUGCGCCCUGCAACUUCUUUUCGGCAAGCUUUACGCCCUCUUCAGUGUCAAGAUCGUUUUUCUCUCUGCGCUGUUUGUGUUCGAGCUUGGUUCUCUGAUUUGCGGUAUUGCACCAACGUCGACUGCGCUCAUCAUCGGUAGAGCAAUCGCAGGCUUGGGCAGUGCUGGCAUUUUUACCGGUGCUCUCGUCACGAUUGCUCACACAGUUGCGCGGGAAAAGAGACCCAUCUUCUUCGGCCUCUUGGGCGGCAUGUAUGGUAUAGCUUCCGUCGCUGGACCUUUGAUGGGCGGCGCUUUUACGGACCAUGCAUCAUGGAGAUGGUGUUUUUAUAUCAACUUGCCUCUGGGUGGCGUGACAGCGGCUGUCAUCCUACUCAUCUUGAAGCUACCCGCCAAGCCGGCUUCAAAGCGAGCAUCGUUUCUCCAAGUUCUCAAAGGUUUGGAUCCCAUUGGAACUGCUGUUUUCAUACCGAGCAUCAUUUGCCUCCUCCUCGCUCUUCAGUGGGGAGGGGUCAAGUACCAGUGGUCGAAUGCACGAAUCAUUGUCCUGUUCGUCCUGUUCGGCGCCUUGCUUGUUGGAUUCGUUGCUGUUCAACUGAUUAUGAAGGAUGACGCAACUGUUCCGCCACGCAUCGCUGGCAAUAGAACUAUUGCCUCAGCUGCCCUAUUCGGGUUCUGUAUCGGUGGCUCAUUCUUCAUUCUGACAUACUACAUUCCAAUCUGGUUCCAAGUCAUCAAGAACACAUCUGCGGUUCGAUCCGGCAUAUACUCACUACCUAUGAUCCUCGCAAAUGUGGUAGGAAUUGUCGGCGCUGGCUCUUUGACUACCAAAUUUGGCCACUACGCACCAUUCUUCAUUGCUAGUGCUGUCAUCAUGUCUAUUGGAGCUGGACUGAUCACCACCUUCACUGUGCACACUGCACAAGCCAAAUGGGUCGGUUACCUAUUCAUUUAUGGCUUCGGUGUCGGCCUUGGCUUUCAGCAAGGUGGAGUAGCCGCACAGGCCGUUCUCCCUUUAAAAGACGUGUCUAUUGGCACUGCCAUGGUCAUGUUUGUGCAGAUGCUAGGUGGAGCCCUGUUUGUUUCUGUGGCUCAGAACCUGUUUACCAACCAACUUGUCAAUAACUUGAUGGCUCUGGAUAUCCCUGAUCUGCAUCCUGAGGCUAUUGUACACGCGGGAGCAACUAGUCUGAGGUCUAUGAUAGAUCCUGAGGCUUUACCCGAGGUUCUAACCGCGUACAAUAUGGCUCUUGUCAAAACUUUCCAGCUUGCUCUUAUUAUGAGCUGUCUUAGUAUCUUGGGUGCUCUGGGUAUUGAGUGGAAGAGCGUCAAGGGGAAAGAACUAGCUCCUGGCGGCGCUUAA
This is a messenger RNA of Fusarium vanettenii 77-13-4, 1524 nucleotides long. RefSeq lists its product as uncharacterized. Gene Ontology annotation, biological process: transmembrane transport. Bases 1 to 1524 code for a protein of 507 amino acids. Lineage: Eukaryota; Fungi; Ascomycota; Sordariomycetes; Hypocreales; Nectriaceae. Gene Ontology annotation, molecular function: transmembrane transporter activity. The record is from RefSeq and is a predicted model, not a curated record. The transcript is spliced from 6 exons.